This is a messenger RNA of Candida tropicalis MYA-3404, 1242 nucleotides long. RefSeq names its product asparaginase. The transcript has a single exon. The coding region runs from base 1 to 1242 and encodes 413 amino acids. The record is from RefSeq and is a predicted model, not a curated record. Gene Ontology annotation, molecular function: asparaginase activity. Lineage: Eukaryota; Fungi; Ascomycota; Pichiomycetes; Serinales; Debaryomycetaceae.
AUGCCAAAUACUUAUAUUCUUAAACGUACUGAAUCAGGUACUUCAUCCAAUGCAACUAAUGAACAUGUUCAUUUAGAUCCAGUACCAUCUAAUCCAGAUGCAAAUAUUACACAAGUUCAAAUUGAAUCUCAUUUUUCAGUUGAUCAUCCAUCAUUUAAAAUUAAAUAUCAUCGUUCAAAUUCUAUAAUUUCAACAACUACUGAUCCAUUAUCUGCAAUUUCUGAAGAUACUUCAACAUUACCAACUAUUAAAGUUUUAGGUACUGGAGGUACAAUUGCAUCAAAAGGUUCAACUUCACAUCAAACUGCAGGUUAUGAAGUUGAUUUAACUAUUGAAGAUUUAAUUUCAAGUAUUCCAGAUUUAUCUCAUACUUGUCAUUUAGAAUAUGAACAAGUUUUAAAUAUUGAUUCAAAAGAAUUUAAUAAUGAAUCAUUACUUCUUCUUCAUCAUAAAAUUGCAUCAGAUUUAGAUAAAUAUGAUGGGAUUGUUAUUACUCAUGGUACUGAUACUAUGGAAGAAACUGCAUUUUUCAUUCAAUCAACAAUUAAUACUUAUAAACCAAUUGUAUUUUGUGGUUCUAUGCGUCCAAGUACUGCUAUUUCAUCUGAUGGUCCUAUGAAUCUUUAUCAAGCUAUUAUUAUUGCAUCUCAUAAAUCUUCACGUAAUAGAGGGGUUUUAAUUGCUUUAAAUGAUUCUAUUGGUAGUGGAUUUUAUAUUACUAAAUCAAAUGCUAAUAGUUUAGAUACUUUUAAAAAUAUUGGUCAAGGUUAUAUUGGGAAUUUUGUUAAUAAUGAAAUUAGAUAUUUUUAUCCAGCUAAUAAACCAUUGGGUUUAACUUAUUUUCAAGUUGACGAAUCAGUUAAAGAAUUACCUGAAGUUGCUGUUAUUUAUUCUCAUCAAGGUUUAAAUAAUGAUAUUAUUAGAUUUGUUGUUAAAGAAUUAGGUGCUAAAGGUAUUGUUUUGGCUACUAUGGGUGCCGGUUCAAUGAGUGAUGAAACUAAUAAUUUUAUUGCUAACUUACUUGAAGAUAAUAAAGAAUUCCCAGUGGUUUAUAGUAAAAGAUCAAUGGAUGGGAUGGUUCCACUUGGUUCAUUACCAAAAAUCGGUCCUUCCAAAAAAAUAUCACCAAACGCUAUCGCAGGUGGUUACUUAAACCCACAAAAGGCCAGAUUAUUAUUACAAUUAUGUUUAAAUUCCAAAAUGGAUUUAAACAAAAUUAAAGAUGUUUUCAAAACUGUAUAG